This is a messenger RNA of Monodelphis domestica (gray short-tailed opossum), 5479 nucleotides long. Lineage: Eukaryota; Metazoa; Chordata; Mammalia; Didelphimorphia; Didelphidae. The record is from RefSeq and is a predicted model, not a curated record.
GAGAAUCUGCCAGAAUCUGCCGCCCAUGCUGCUGCUGCAGCGGCGGCAGUUCCCCCCUCCACUCUCUCCCUCCCUCUAUCCUUUUCUCCCUACCUCCCAAUCUCUUUUACUCCCUCCCUUUUCUCCUCCCUCCCUGCUUCCUUCUCUCUCUCCCUUCCUCCUCCCUCUCUCCCUUCCUCCCUCCCUCCCUCCUCUUCUCCCUCCCUCGGAGCACAUAGAGACACACUUGCUCUCCUUCUAGCCCCCUUAACUUUACCAGAGUAAUAGAAUAGCUGUGGUUGCCAAUGAUAACAGGGAAGUGCCUCACUUCAGUCACCCGGGACUGAGGGCUAUCGUUGCCUAACCAGGCACGCUUUUCUAGAUUUUUUUUUUUGCCUUUUUAUGUUUCUUUCCUUUAAAAAAAUCAACCAAAGCCCCGGGAAAUCCAGAGCUGUCUGCAAGAAUAAGCAAAUUCCAAGGACUCUAAGGGGCUUUUAUUUUUUGCAAGGGGGCUCUGAGGGCCGGUGCUGAGAGAACUUUUGUGCUCCGUGUCAUGAGAGAGAGCCUUCACCUCUAGGGAUUCUUGCUAAAGAAAUUCCCUGCUCUUCUAUUUACCUUGAAAAGCAAGCCCUUAUAAUAUACAGAAUAUCAACCAGACUCCCAGAAAUCAUGUUGGUAGGAUCUCAGUCAUUCUCCCCUGGAGGUCCCAAUGGGAUUAUUAGAAGCCAGUCCUUUGCUGGUUUCAGUGGUCUUCAAGAAAGGCGAUCCAGGUGUAAUUCCUUCAUUGAAAAUACUUCAGCACUCAAGAAGCCUCAGGCCAAACUGAAGAAGAUGCACAAUUUAGGAUACAAAGCCAAUGGCCCUCCCAAAGAGCCUCAGCCUAAAAGGGUAGAAGAGGUCUACCGGUUCCUAAAGAAUGGACUUGAUGAGUAUCUGGAGUUUCAUCAGACAGAGUUGGACAAGUUGACUGCUCAGUUAAAAGACAUGAGAAGAAACUCUCGCCUGGGUGUUCUAUAUGACUUAGACAAGCAAAUCAAAACAAUCGAAAGAUACAUAAGACGACUGGAGUUUCACAUUAGUAAGGUGGAUGAACUCUAUGAAGCUUAUUGUAUCCAAAGACGACUCCAAGAUGGUGCUAGCAAAAUGAAGCAAGCAUUUGCCACCUCCCCAGCCAGCAAAGCUGCCAAAGAGAGUUUAUCUGAAAUUAAUAGGAGCUACAAGGAAUAUACGGAGAAUAUGUGCACAAUCGAAGCAGAGCUGGAGCAGCUUCUAGGAGAAUUUUCCAUCAAGAUGAAAGGGCUGGCUGGCUUUGCUCGGCUCUGUCCCGGAGAUCAAUAUGAAAUUUUCAUGAAGUAUGGCAGGCAGCGUUGGAAACUAAAAGGCAAAAUAGAAGUGAAUGGCAAACAGAGCUGGGACGGAGAAGAAAUGGUUUUCCUGCCUUUGAUAGCUGGAUUAAUUUCCAUUAAGGUCACAGAACUUAAAGGACUUGCAACUCAUAUCCUGGUGGGAAGUGUCACCUGUGAGACAAAAGACCUUUUUGCAGCUCGGCCUCAGGUGGUAGCUGUUGACAUCAAUGACCUUGGCACCAUCAAAUUAAACUUGGAGAUCACUUGGUAUCCGUUUGAUGUGGAGGACAUAACGUCAUCUACAGGCACUGGGAAUAAGGCCUCAGCUCUCCAGAGGAGGAUGUCCAUGUAUAGCCAAGGCACUCCAGAAACCCCUACCUUCAAGGAUCACUCGUUUUUUUCUAAUCUACCUGAUGAUAUCUUUGAAAAUGGAAUGGCAGUUGAAGAAAAAAGACCCCUAUCUCUCAGUUUUUUUGACUUGCCCAAUGGUGAUUGUGCCUCAUCUUCUAAAUCAAGUGGUUCUUCUACUAACAUUGGUCAGUCUAAUCCAGAAAUUACUGUCACCCCAGCAGAGCAUCACCUUAGCAGCCUAGCCUCCCAGAUCUUCCCUGGGGAUGACAUAGGACCAGGCUCUUUCAGGAAUUCCACAGCAGAAGUCCAGGACCCAAAGCUACUACCAGAGCACACAGAAGAGAACCAGAAAGCCUCCCCAGUUACUUCUGAAGUGUGCCAACAAACACCAGGUCCAGGAGGUGACAGCCUGUUCUUGCAAAAUGAUGUUGCUGUGUCACUUCUACAAGAUUCAGAUGAGGCAUCUGAGCUUAAACCUGUGGAAUUGGACACCUUUGAAGGAAACAUCACCAAACAACUUGUCAAGAGGCUCACCUCAACAGAGGUGCCAGUGAUCACUGAGAGGCUUCAGUUUGAGGGUUCAGUCAGUGGAGAAUCAGAAGGCUGUAGAUCCUUCCUAGAUGGGAGCUUAGAGGAAGCUUUUCAGGGACUUUUCCUAGCAUUAGAACCCCAUAAAGAGCAAUAUAAAGAGUUCCAAGAUUUGAAUCAAGAGGUGAUGCACCUGGAUGAUGUUCUUAAAUGCAAGCCAGGAGGAAGCCGCAGCCGGUCUUCCAGUUUAAGUCUUACAGUUGAGAGUGCUUUAGAAAGCUUUGAUUUCCUGAACACCUCUGACUUUGAUGAGGAGGAGGAUGGUGAGGAGGUUUGUAAUGUUGGAGGAGGUGCUGACUCAGUAUUUUCAGACACUGAGACUGAGAAAAAUAGUUACAGAUCGAUACACCCCGAAGCCAGGGGGCAUCCUAGUGAAGCGCUGACAGAAGACACGGGAGUCGGUACCAGUGUAGCGGGAAGUCCUCUUCCCCUGACCACAGGAAAUGAAAGCCUUGACAUCACCAUAGUUAGGCAUUUGCAAUACUGUACCCAGCUCGUCCAGCAAAUUGUGUUCUCAAGCAAAACUCCAUUAAUAGCGAGAAAUCUCUUAGAGAAGCUCUCUGGACAAGUCCAAGUGAUGGAGAAACUUGCAGCGGUCAGUGAUGAAAACAUGGGGAACAUCAGCUCUGUCAUAGAAGCUAUCCCAGAAUUCCAUAAAAAGUUGUCACUCCUGUCUUUUUGGACAAAGUGUUGCAGUCCUAUAGGUGUCUACCACACCUCCGUUGACAGGGUAAUGAAGCAGCUUGAGGUCAGCUUUUCCGGAACUGUCAACAAAGAACAUCCAGGACUUGCAGAAACAGCAUUUCGAACUCUGGUGUGUCGAAUUCUGGAUCGGGCUGAGCCUCUGCUUUCCUCCAGCCUCUCCUCUGAGAUCAUCACCGUUUUUCAGUAUUAUCAUUACUUUGCCCUGAAUGGUGUGAGUGACCUUGAGGGUUACCUAAUUCAUUUGGCUAAGCAAGCCUCCAUGGUUCAAAUUCUCCAGUCAUUAAGAGAUGAAAAACUACUACAGAAUAUGACAGAUCUCACAGCCAACAACCUCCCAGUCCAGCAGGAAGUGCUUCGAUCCCUAGCUUUUCUUCUAACUGAAAACAAUGAUGAGAUUAGUCAAGCUGUGACACUGUAUUUGGCAGCAGCAGCCAAAAACAAGCAUUUCAGGGAAAAGGCCUUAUUGUACUACUGUGAGGCCCUGACAGAGACAAACCUCCACCUUCAGAAGGCAGCAUGUAUGGCACUGAAAAGCCUUGAGGCUACUGAAAGCAUUAAAAUGCUUGUGAGUCUGUGCCAGUCUGAUAAUGAAGAGAUCAGAAAUGUGGCAUCUGAAACCCUCCUCUCUCUUGGAGAAGAUGGACGGCUAGCAUAUGAACAGCUGGAUCAGUUUCCUCGAGACUGUGUGAAGAUUGGAGGUCGUUAUGGAAAUGAAGUUGCCACGGCUUUCUAACUACUUCCCAUGCUCUGCCUGAUGUUAAAGGGCCAUGGCAUCUGGCCCUCCUGAUUAGGAUGGUGUCGUCACUGAACUGGAGAGACAGAGGCAAUGGAGGAAUCCUACUGAAGGCAUGCAGAGACAUGAUUAUUUAUAGAACAAAAUAAAGUUGGGCUUCUCAAGUCCCGUCACCUUUUUCCUUUGUCUAAUGAUAGAGCAGGUCUCUGAAUCAGUCAACUAUAUUGUCCACUGCUUCCAGCAACACCCGGUAUAAUUCAGUCUCAUCUGGCAUGGAUGACAUUUUAAAGAUGGGCAUCUCAGCUUUUUAUAUGCAUUGUAUUUUUUUACUGGACAUUGUCCUAUGAACUUGAAAUAUUCAUGUGAUGCUUUAUCUUAACUGGAAAGGUGGGCUUAGGAAGUAGGGACUCACUGAAGAAAAAGAUUUUUUUGUUUUGUUUUGGUUUGGUUUUUAUUACAAGCUGUAAUAAAUGUCAGCUGCCUUGUGGUUUUUCCUCUGUAAUAAACUCAGGGUUGAAUUACCCCCUUAGCUACCUAGAAUGUCCUUCAGAAGGGCACAGAAAAAGACUUUCCCAAAUAGAUUAACUGGGUGGAAUGUUAGUUUUUAUCAUUUUAAUUUUUGAAUAUCUAUAUAACCUCUUACUUCCCUUUUUCAGUCACCCCCAUUACCCCUCCAAUAAUUCACAGUUUUAAUGUUUGUUCUAUUGAAAAGUGAGGUUGCUAAGACUUACAAAUUAAAGUUAUAUCCACUCAUAUAUGUGUGUGUAUAUAUAUUCAAGAAAAUUUCCAGAUUAACUUGCUAGGAAGUCAGAAGAAGCUGGCAUUCCCACUUUCCCAAGUAUACUCCAGUGGAUUCUGUCAGUAGCGUACCCAAGACCUUAAUGAAGAGUCAGAAGGCUGGAAAGAUCCUUGUGAUGUGGGAUGUGCUUGGGGAACUGGCAGAGGUCCAUAGUUCCUGGAAAGACUUAAGGGAAGUAUGUGAAGGUGUCUUUGCUCCUAACAGGGUUCAUGAAGCAAGUCUGAAGCAAGACCAAGCAUACCUUGAUGAACACCAUCCAGAAAUACCUCAUCAUUGUCUGUGUUUCGAUGGCUGCCCCACAGUAGGUGUGAAAUAGCAGCAUGCUAUGAUUACAGCAAAACCGGGGUGCUAGAUUAGUGUGAGACACUUAAAGCGGGUGACAUUAAGUAAUGAUUGUCUUAUCUCCCUGAAAGUAUAACAAGUAGGAUAUGCCAAGGUAUUUCAUUAGUCCUCAGAGUACUCAAAGAAAUAUUCAUAAGUGUAAUUAGAGCUCCAUGAUCCAAACUGUAGGAUGGACACUUGGUAUAAUACCCUGUUUGAGUGACAGUUAAACUCAUCGGAUUUUUAAUAUCCUUUUUUUUUUAAGCACUUCAUUUUAAAAUGGAAAUUGUUUGCCAGGCUUUCUGGUAAAUCCCUAUUUCAACUGUGAAAGUUGUAAUGUACAUGUACAUAUUUGUAAAUUUAUAAAUAUAUAUAUAACUACAUAUAUAUAUCUCCUUUAUUGAAAAGAUAUGUUUGUAUAGUCAAAUAUUUACUUGUUUAAUGGAUGAGAUUGUUCUUUUUAUGGAAAGUAAAAGUAUAAUGUUAAAAGCAGAGGGUUUUUUUUUAAAUAUUAUGUCUAUUGCAUGAGCUAAAGAUUUUAGACCUUUUUGUAUUGACUUCUGAUUUUGGAAGGGAUGCCUUCUAGUUUUGUGGCAUUUGUACUCAUCACUCUCAUGAGCACAUAAAUUAUAAUAAAGAUUAUUUUUGAAUUACUAA